AUGUCUUUAGAGGGCGCAGAGACAAGCCGGGAUAUAAGGGAGAGUCAGAGGGCGUUGGAGUUGAGAAAAUUCUUCGAUCCCCAGCACUCCAAUAAUGCAGCAUUGGACACCAUUUUUAGUGACAGUUUGAAUAAUGAUGGAGCUUUGGAUGCGUAUGCUGAAUCAAUUGUAUGGCGUUUACGUGGCGUUCAUGCCAUGGUGAGGUAUUCCCAAGGAACGCAAUAUUUCCUAGCUGGGGCCGUACGAACUGGCAAGGUUGAUACCGAUGAGGACGUAAUUACCACGGGCGAGUGGUUUGGAUGCCAGACUGUGCCUACUCCUGGGGGCCUCUGUGAGAACACUCUGGCACUUGAUCUCAAAAUAGAAGAGUAUUUAUGUUUCAUCAUAAAUGACCUCAGCAAAGACGUCAGGUUCGCAGACCUCCCCGUCGUGGACGGCCAAAUCGCAUCUUACAGGUUCUAUGCGGGAGUGCCCAUCACCACCAGCCAUGGUGUGAAUAUCGGAUCUUUAUUCUUCUUUGAUGACAAAGCCCGCGAUGGCUUACCCCAGAACCAAAGGCGAUUCAUGCAUCUUCAGGCCAGAAACAUCAUGAAGCACCUGGAAACGAAGCGAGAAGCAGCCGAGCGACGUCGGGCAGCUCUAAUGAGCAAGGGCAUUGCAAGAUUUCUCGAGAGGACCUCCCGGGAUAGUUACCUGGGCAGUGAUGGGGGCCACCUACGUGAGGAUGAAGAGCCAUGUGAUAGCUUUGAUGCCGGAGAGGACAGGCAAGUUCAGGAGGAGAUCCAGAAUGGGAUGGGACUCGGCCAUGGCAAGCCUUCAACAGAUAAAGAGUCCGUGCUAGACAAAAUCAAGACCGCGCUCGAUCACGCUGCCGUUAUCCUUCGAGAGAGUCUGGAGCUUACUGCGGGGGGUGUCGUCUUUCUUGCCCCCGCCAUUGGGUACAUUGAGAAUGACAAUAUCAACGUUUACGGAGGCCCAGCUACAGAUCUAGGAGCACAAAUGGAACGAACGCAUAGGGAUAAAAAGGGUCGUCAAGGGUCGAAUGAAAACCAGCUACGGCCAAAUUUAUCUCCGGGCACACAAUCGGGCGGCCGUCAUCUGUCCGUUGGGGCAAUACGAAGCUCAACAGAUAAGCACAAAGCUUCAAAGAUUCUUGCGAUGAGUUCUGGAAAGAGUUCUAGAUCAGACUCCAACUCUGCAACUCUCGAUUCCAAAACUCUGCAAUCGCUGAUCAAAUCUUAUCCACAAGGAAAUGUCUGGUAUAUGGAUGACGAGGGUUACUUUUCUUCCUUGGAGCAGAUCAGCGAGUGGGAUCAAAGAAACGGCAUCAGUCCCUCUGGGAGAAUACGAUCGAAUUUCCCGAUCAAUGUGACGAAGAGGCAAGCGGAGGCUGCAAUAUUAUCUCGCAUCUUUCCAGGUGCCAAACAGAUAAUUUUCUUGCCUCUAUGGGAUGCGGGCGGAGACCGGUACUAUGCUGGCUGUUUUGUUUGGAGCGAAUUAGCAGCACCCGUUUUCACCGUGGACUCCGAGCUUGCCUACCUUUCCGCGUUUACAAACUUCUUGAUGGUCGAAAUAAGUCGCCUUGAUGCACUUACCUCGAACAAGAUGAAGUCUGAUUUCAUUAGCAGCAUCUCUCAUGAAUUCAGAAGUCCUUUGCAUGGUAUCCUUGCUAGCGCUGAGUUUCUCCGCGAAUCCGAACUCAAUGCUUCUCAAAUGGAGUUCAUAUCUACGAUUCAAAAUUGCAGUGGGACUCUUUUGGAUACCAUCAACCAUGUGCUUGACUAUAGCAAGAUAAAUUCUUUCGAGCGUGCAGGUCAUCAUCAGGAUACCAUCUCCAAUGAACUUUAUCAAGAUACUAAUGUCGCCUUGCUCUGCGAAGAUAUCGUCAAUGGCAUGAUUGCAGCAAACGAAUUUCGUGGCACUGGCUCUCCUGACCUUUCCCUUCCAAUCUCCAGCGAAUCUCAAAAUGACCAGCGACCCCUGGGCCUUCACCAUGCCCCACUUGAAGUGACUGUAGACAUUGAAAAGCGGGACUGGGUUUUCAAAAUUCAAGCAGGCAGGGGCAUUACGGAGAGUUGUGAUGAACAUUUUUGGCACAACGCACAGAAGUACACGGAAUCCGGAUACAUCAUGUUACGACUGAGAGUUACGGAAUCUCGGGCAGAUGAAUGGGGGAAGACUUCCCACUGUCUCUCUUUGCAUAUCAGGGAUACGGGCAAGGGAAUGUCUUCGGAGUACAUGGAGCGGAAAUUGUACCAUCCAUUCGCUCAGGAGGAUACAUUUGCCACUGGCGUUGGACUAGGUCUUUCCAUUGUAUGGAGUAUCGUCAACCAAAUUGGCGGAAAGAUCUCGAUUCGAAGCGAACUUGGAAAAGGCACCGAUGUCGAAGUUACCAUACCAGUCGAGAAGUCGAAAAAUGUUCAGCAUAGUAAUGGAACAUUCAGCGACUCGACAAACGUCCCAUCCGACGCAGAGGAAUGCAUCAGCAAGCUGCGACAUCGAGCGGCUGGCAAAUCCAUAUGCUUUUCGCGGGGGAGGGAUACGAACACGUCAUACCAAAAGGAUAUUUCCUGGUCUUGCAUACAACUAUAUUGCACAGAAUGGUUCGGGUUUGAGAUCAAAGAAACGUCGGCGAAUCUGAUUAUCACUGAUCGAGAAGAUUCAACCAGGUAUAAAGAUGGACAACGGGUACUGAUCGUUCACGACGAUAUGGCCUGCUCUACUAAGCAAGAUAAUGUCCACACUCGACAUGCCAUCGGGAAAAUCUGCAGUCCAAUCGGCCCGUUCAAGCUUGCUCGAUCUCUUCUCGCCCUCCUCGAUCAAGACAUAGCCUUGCCACAAAAAAUACAGAGGUGUCUGAACCAAGCCCACGCCGGAACUCAAACACCUCUCGGAUCUCCCGAAGAACGAACCAUCAUGAACGGGAUCAUAUCAACAGAUUACUGUUUCACGCCUCCACCUCUCAAAACAGUAUCCACUUCGCCUACGACCGAACAGCCAAAACCUACCACCAUGGCGCUCACAGCCUGGCAUGUCCAACAACAGCCAGCAAGUAGCCAAAGUUUCGAAAGCAUCGCCACUCUCUCGCUCGCCCAAGUUCCCGCAUUACUCCCGUCCCCUACGUUUCCCGCUUUUCCUCAACCAGUAAUGACGCUCACGCUCCCGAACCCCAAAGUCCUCACACCAACCCCGGAUCCCGUUCCCAAACCAAGCUCCACAUCAAAAGCUCUGCACAUCCUAGCCGUGGACGACAACGCUCUCAACUUAAACCUUUUGCACCGAUAUCUGUUGAAAAGAGAAGGCGACAUAAUCGUGACAGCCAAGAAUGGCGUCGAAGCCGUGGAUGCCGUUAAGUCUCGCAAAAAAAGGUUCGAUGUAAUAUUCAUGGAUAUUUCGAUGCCGGAGAUGGAUGGAUUUGAAGCUACACGGUUUAUUCGGGCUUUUGAGAACACGCGAUCUUUACAGCUUGGUGAGGAUGAAAAAGUGUCCAUGGAGAAAGGAAAAGAGAAGAGAGCGUAUAUCGUUGCCCUGACGGGACUGGCUAGUCGCAGGGACAGGGAUCUCGCGGAGGAGUGUGGAUUUGAUGAUUUUCUGACAAAGCCGAUUAGCUUUAAGAGGAUUGGGGAGUUGUUGUGGGGAUUGAGUGAGAAGGGCUCGUAG
This is a messenger RNA of Hyaloscypha bicolor E, 3660 nucleotides long. RefSeq lists its product as uncharacterized. Gene Ontology annotation, molecular function: phosphorelay sensor kinase activity. The record is from RefSeq and is a predicted model, not a curated record. Gene Ontology annotation, biological process: phosphorylation; phosphorelay signal transduction system. Bases 1 to 3660 code for a protein of 1219 amino acids. The transcript is spliced from 10 exons. NCBI's taxonomy places the organism in Eukaryota, Fungi, Ascomycota, Leotiomycetes, Helotiales, Hyaloscyphaceae.